Diospyros lotus (date-plum) is the source of this 1646-nucleotide messenger RNA. Its product is annotated as squamosa promoter-binding-like protein 16. The coding region runs from base 258 to 1481 and encodes 407 amino acids. Lineage: Eukaryota; Viridiplantae; Streptophyta; Magnoliopsida; Ericales; Ebenaceae. The record is from RefSeq and is a predicted model, not a curated record. Gene Ontology annotation, molecular function: DNA binding. The transcript has 5 exons. Gene Ontology annotation, cellular component: nucleus.
AGUUGAAAUCGACAUCCUGUCUCCUUUCUUGCACCACACUUCGCUUCCUUUUCUCUCUCUUUCAUCCCCUUCCUUCGUCUGAGCCGCUUGUUUAUUCUCAUCUCUAGAUUUCAACAAUUUCAAAGCUCCAAAACAAGCCCACAAACAAGCGGACAAGAAGGAGAACAGAACACACCUCUCUCUCUCUCUCUCUCUCUCUCUACUCUUGAUUUGUCCCUUGUUCCAGUUACCCCUCCAGUUUCUGGGUCGGCGAAUGAAUGGCUGGGAAAGGCAAAAAUCAAUUCUUCUUAUGCUCCAAUUCUCUCUGUGAUGGAAGGAAAAAUGUUGCAGGAAUGAAGCUGCGAGCUGCUAUGGAAAGGGAAUUGAAAAAAUCUCUUUGGAAUUUUACUGAAUUGGGACGACGAGAAGAGGGUGCCCGCUUUGCCGCACAAGUUGGGUCCAAUAGCUCAGGGGUUAACAAGAAUGCAGGUGGUUUCGAAGUUGAUUUGAAGCUUGGUGGAUUAGGAGGUUCUGGGGCUGGCUCUCUGGACAAGUUGAAGGGACCAAGAGGAUCCACCAUUGUGCCAUCAAAGCGAACACGUGCUUUGGGUGCAACUCUUGAUGUCUCCUGCUUAGUGGACGGCUGCACAUCUGAUCUCAGUAAAUGCAGGGAGUAUUAUCGCCGCCAUAGAGUGUGCGAGCACCACUCCAAGACCACGGUUGUGACUAUUGGGGGCAAAGAACAACGGUUCUGUCAGCAAUGUAGCAGGUUCCAUUCUCUGGAGGAGUUUGAUGAAGAGAAGCGAAGCUGCAGAAAACGCCUUGAGUGCCACAACCGACGUCGGAGAAAAUCCCAGGCAAAAGCCUUCUACACGAGCUCCGGGAGCUCUUCACUGAAUCAUCAAGGUGCAAGAUUUUUACAGUUCAGUGGUCCUCAGUUGCAUACAGCCUGCACAACCUCUAACCCAGGCCGUGUACCCACAUGGCCCGGGACAGCGAAGCAGCAGCGGGAGUUCGAUGUCGUGGAUCAACAAAGCCGACCUCUAAAUUCUUCAGCCUGCAUCUAUGGGGGGCGGGACAACAAAUUCCCGUUCUGGCUCCAUAAUGACAACGCUGAAAGAAGCUAUGUAGCACUCCCUGAAGUUUCCAUCCGGCAGCAGCAACCUGCCAAUGGCUGCAACUCAUCAGCCAUUGACAACUCCAAACGUGCUCUCUCUCUUCUGUCAAUGCAUCAUCCAUUACAUGCUUUACCAACUAGGUUGGGCCAAUCAGAACAGCAGAAUGUGGUUAAGUUCAAUCAACCAGUGGGCAGCAGAAUGGGUUUUGGUAGUCCUGUUCAAUACCCAAGCUCACAAGGGAUGACGAAGGCGCCGACCACGCUUCCGGUUUUGGUUUCUCAGGUCAGCAACGCCACCAAUCUUUGCAGUGGGAUACUUGAAGUACCGCCUGAUGGUUUGUUGGAAAAGGGGGUGUCACAAGUGCUACCAUUUUCAUGGAAGUAGUUUUGCUUACUUAUAAUGGCCCUUGUGAGAUGUCUACCAGUGCCCCGAUGAGCUAGUAAUUAGUUGGAUAUAUCACCGGCUACGGAUUUAAUUUCUUAUCCCUGAAAACCUUGUUGGAUGCUAUGUAGUUUUGUUUGAUGAUUCAAUAACUAGUUGGAUGCGCCA